AUGGACGUCAAGAUUUACGACUCUUCCGAUGAAAUUGUACAGAAUGCACUCAAUCAUCAUAUGACAACUUUAUUGAAUAAACCAACGGAUGUUGAACUUGAAAUUACUGUAGAAAUGCUGGUUUAUUCAAUUCCAAAAAUCAGUAAUCUCGAAACCACUGUUUUGAAGGGCAAAAUAGUUGAAGCAGAUGUCGUUGAAAAAUUUCUUUCAAUAAACCCAAGUCAUAAAAAUGUGAGAGUUCACACAGAGAUUACUGGAUCACUUAAGAAAAACUCUCUUCUGUUCGGAAUUCAGUUCUUGCAUUUGUCAGAUGAAACGUUGCCAGUGAACAUAAUUCUGCCCUACUUUACGGGAGAACAUUUGACAAUCGCUACCCCGAAAUGUGAUAACUCUGCAAUUAUCGAGUUUCUCAAUAGUUGGAUUUCUUGUAAAAAGUAUCAAAAUAUAAGAACUGUCAUCAUCCUCUCGACGAACGGUUCUCCAAUGAACCCCACAGAAAUACUCGGGAAUUUUCGAACUUCACGGGGACCUUCGAGAAGACCAUAUGAGUAUAUGUAUCCGGUGAAGUGA
Caenorhabditis remanei is the source of this 570-nucleotide messenger RNA. RefSeq lists its product as uncharacterized. The coding region runs from base 1 to 570 and encodes 189 amino acids. NCBI's taxonomy places the organism in Eukaryota, Metazoa, Nematoda, Chromadorea, Rhabditida, Rhabditidae. The transcript has a single exon. The record is from RefSeq and is a predicted model, not a curated record.